Endocarpon pusillum Z07020 is the source of this 399-nucleotide messenger RNA. RefSeq lists its product as uncharacterized. The transcript has 2 exons. Bases 1 to 399 code for a protein of 132 amino acids. Lineage: Eukaryota; Fungi; Ascomycota; Eurotiomycetes; Verrucariales; Verrucariaceae. The record is from RefSeq and is a predicted model, not a curated record.
AUGUCUAAACUAACCACCCCCCCCCGGGCCAGCAUAAUCACCUACUCGAUCCCCACCUGGAUCACCCCUCUCGUCAUCGCCGUUGUAACCUCAAUAUUAAUCCCUCCGGCCAGUUUGCUAGGGCACCUCUGCGCCUGCGCAGUCGGCUACGCCUUCGGACUCGGCUAUCUCAAAAUCCUGGCCCCGCCCGACAAGAUCCUACGCUGGAUCGAAGCCAAACUCAACCUCCUCGGUCGACUCCCCCACUACGUCAGCAUAGACCAGAAGACGUAUGGGAGGUAUGGUGUCCUCCCCAGCACCGUGACGUCUUCGUCGACGGCCACGGGACCGCCGGCCGAUCAUGCUGUGGCGAUGGGGUGGUUGGGAACGGGUGGGGGAGGGCAGAGGUUGGGCCCUUGA